Molecule: messenger RNA, 4497 nt
Organism: Talpa occidentalis (Iberian mole)
Lineage: Eukaryota; Metazoa; Chordata; Mammalia; Eulipotyphla; Talpidae
Gene: RAPGEF4
Product: Rap guanine nucleotide exchange factor 4
Exons: 26
Coding region: 835-3351 (838 amino acids)
Biological process (GO): Ras protein signal transduction; positive regulation of GTPase activity
Cellular component (GO): plasma membrane
Molecular function (GO): guanyl-nucleotide exchange factor activity
Source: RefSeq, a predicted model, not a curated record
UUUCUAUUCAAUUAAGCCUUAUAAUAGUGACAAUUGGUAUUAACCUGGUUUGUGAAUUUUUUUUAUUAAGGAGAGGGCGCUAGAAUAAUAAUAAACAUGUAACUGUUAGGGUCAAAAGAUUAGGCAUUUUGAGAUGUAUAGUAACAUUUAUCUCAAUUAUUGCUGUUUUUCAAGGUUAGAGACACAAAGUAGACUAAAUUCUGUUUGUUGAAUGAUGACAUCUUAUUUGCCGUUACAGGUUGGCUAUGAUUCUGGGCUAGAUGAAGAAAACUUAAAAUAUGAAAGACUUAGAUAAUCCUAUAAAACUCAAUAAAACCUUUCAAUUCUAACUUUAGAACACUUACUGAAUUCAAACCAAUUGCUGUGGAACACAAUUUUUAAAAUCCUGUUUUAAAAUAUAACUGCUACACAUCUAGAGCUUCUGGAGACAUCUCAGCCAGGGGCAGGUUUGCCCCUGACCACCAUUGUCCUGUUUUGGGGUGGGAAGGGCUUAGCUAGCACUGUUGCCACCCUAAAACAAUGCAUCGAUGAAGACGAGCACACGGCUUUGCAUAAGAGAGAAAACCAAAAAAUGUGGAAGACAGAAAACCCUGAGCCUGCUCAUUUAGAUUUUGAAGGACAAAUUGCUUAUCAUCCAAGUGAAGAUUAGAUUUGGCAGUGUGACUGGCCCCAUCCUGCGCACUAUGUAGUGUGUAAAUACUCAUUUCUGUGGCCAACCUAUUAGAAUGUGUGGCUCAGUGAGGCAAGACCUACUUUGUCCCACCUCCUGGAAAACACAGAGAACUUCAUGUCGAUGGUGCCAAGGACAACUUCAGCUCUCGGGUCCCUGAAGAAAUGUUUGUUUUUGUGUUUACACCUCUCAUUGAACCUCACGUUCCUCUUCGUCCUGCUAACACCAUUACCAAGGUCCCAUCAGAGAAGAUCCUCAGAGCUGGAAAAAUCUUACGAAAUGCCAUUCUUUCUAGAGCACCUCAUAUGAUAAGAGACAGAAAAUAUCACCUAAAGACAUACAGACAAUGCUGUGUGGGAACCGAGCUGGUGGAUUGGAUGAUGCAGCAGACCCCAUGUGUUCAUUCCCGCACUCAGUCCGUUGGCAUGUGGCAAGUCCUAGUAGAAGACGGUGUUCUCAACCAUGUGGACCAGGAGCACCAUUUCCAAGACAAAUAUUUAUUUUAUCGAUUUCUGGAUGACGAGCACGAGGAUGCCCCUUUGCCUACUGAGGAGGAGAAGAAGGAGUGUGACGAGGAGCUCCAGGACACCAUGCUGCUGCUGUCACAGAUGGGUCCCGAUGCCCACAUGAGGAUGAUCCUCCGAAAACCACCUGGCCAGAGGACUGUGGAUGACCUAGAGAUUAUCUAUGAAGAGCUCCUUCACAUUAAGGCCUUAUCCCAUCUUUCUACCACAGUGAAACGGGAGUUAGCAGGAGUUCUAAUUUUUGAGUCUCAUGCCAAAGGAGGAACUGUGUUGUUUAACCAGGGGGAAGAAGGUACCUCCUGGUACAUUAUUCUGAAAGGAUCAGUGAAUGUAGUCAUUUACGGCAAGGGUGUGGUCUGUACCCUGCAUGAGGGAGAUGACUUUGGCAAGUUAGCGCUGGUUAAUGAUGCCCCGAGAGCUGCCUCUAUCGUCUUGCGAGAAGAUAAUUGCCAUUUCUUAAGAGUAGACAAGGAGGACUUCAACCGGAUUCUGAGGGACGUUGAGGCGAAUACAGUCAGACUUAAAGAACAUGACCAAGAUGUCUUGGUGCUGGAGAAGGUCCCAGCAGGGAACAGGGCUUCUAAUCAAGGAAACUCACAGCCUCAGCAAAAGUAUACUGUGAUGUCAGGAACACCUGAAAAAAUUUUAGAGCAUUUUCUAGAAACAAUACGCCUUGAGCCAACUUUAAAUGAAGCAACAGAUUCUGUUUUAAAUGAUUUUGUUAUGAUGCACUGUGUUUUUAUGCCAAAUACCCAGCUUUGCCCAGCCCUGGUGGCCCAUUACCACGCACAGCCUUCACAAGGUACAGAACAGGAGAAAAUGGAUUAUGCCCUGAACAACAAGAGGCGAGUCAUCCGCCUGGUUUUGCAGUGGGCUGCAAUGUAUGGAGACCUCCUGCAAGAGGAUGACGUGGCCAUGGCUUUCCUGGAGGAGUUUUAUGUGUCUGUAUCAGAUGAUGCCAGGAUGAUCGCUGCGCUCAAGGAGCAACUGCCCGAAUUAGAGAAGAUUGUCAAACAAAUUUCAGAAGAUGCAAAGGCUCCACAAAAGAAGCACAAAGUUCUCCUGCAACAGUUUAAUACCGGCGAUGAACGAGCCCAGAAGCGCCAGCCUGUCCGUGGCUCUGACGAAGUUCUGUUUAAGGUCUAUUGCAUGGACCACACCUACACGACCAUUCGUGUGCCAGUGGCCGCCUCCGUGAAAGAAGUCAUCAGUGCUGUUGCCGACAAGCUGGGCUCCAGUGAAGGCCUGAUCAUUGUCAAGAUGAGUUCCGGAGGAGAAAAGGUGGUGCUCAAACCUAAUGAUGUUUCAGUAUUUACGACGCUCACCAUUAACGGACGCCUGUUUGCUUGCCCGCGAGAGCAAUUCGAUUCACUGACUCCCUUGCCAGAACAGGAAGGCCCAACUGUAGGAACAGUGGGAACUUUUGAACUGAUGAGCUCCAAAGAUUUAGCAUACCAGAUGACGAUUUAUGACUGGGAACUCUUCAACUGUGUGCAUGAGCUGGAGCUAAUCUAUCACACAUUUGGAAGGCAUAAUUUUAAAAAGACCACAGCAAACUUGGAUUUGUUCCUGAGGAGAUUUAAUGAAAUUCAGUUUUGGGUUGUCACUGAGAUUUGCCUUUGUUCCCAGCUCAGCAAGCGUGUUCAACUCUUAAAAAAAUUUAUUAAGAUAGCAGCCCACUGUAAGGAGUACAAAAAUCUGAAUUCUUUUUUUGCCAUCGUCAUGGGACUAAGUAAUGUCGCUGUGAGCCGCUUGGCACUAACGUGGGAGAAACUGCCAAGCAAGUUCAAGAAGUUCUAUGCGGAGUUUGAAAGUUUAAUGGAUCCUUCAAGAAACCACAGGGCCUACAGGCUGACAGUGGCCAAGCUGGAGCCUCCACUUAUCCCCUUUAUGCCUUUGCUCAUUAAAGAUAUGACAUUUACUCAUGAGGGGAACAAGACGUUCAUUGACAAUCUAGUAAACUUUGAAAAAAUGCGCAUGAUUGCAAAUACUGCCCGAACAGUGAGAUACUGCAGGAGCCAGCCCUUCAAUCCCGACGCAGCUCAAGCUAAUAAGAACCAUCAGGAUGUCCGGAGUUAUGUACGGCAAUUAAAUGUGAUUGACAACCAGAGAACUUUAUCACAGAUGUCACACAGAUUAGAGCCUCGCCGACCGUAGACAUUUAAAGUGCCCAGAACAGUGGUUUGUCUCCAGUCCACAAUCUUUCAAAAAUGCCAUUUAUGUUACCACUUGACUGUAUUGUCACUAGAGAAUUCUACAAAACAAGCAAAAAACACAGCCUGAGACACCUCAGGACUGCAUUCAGCUUACCAGCGUCACGAUGAGAGAAGACAUUAUUGGACUUGCAUAGAGCUUGCACACUCUAGCUUAGGAAUGCCCACUUCGUAGUCACCCCAUUUCAUUUCCAUUUGUGCCAUCUUCUUUGCUGAAACCUAAAAUAAGGCCCACAUGAAGAGUGUGGUAGAAAUAUACCAUUGUCAAGAGAAUUAUCAAGCCCCUGACAUUUUUCUAGGAGUGUUUACAAGAUGACAUGAGCUAUGAAUGGGAUUUGUUUGACUACGUCAGAGGUGAUAUUGUUUCCUAGUUUCUAACUCAACAUCUUGAUUUAGAGCAUGGGAUUACUGGAAGGUUUGCAGGAUCCACGUAAGUCCAAAUUAUAGGCUGUAUUUGUCCUUCUUCAUAGUCUUACCUCUGAAGAAAUUGAACCUGUCCACAUUACUAUACAACAUUAUGGCUAAUUGUGUAAUUUAGGGAGGACUGGUCUGUAAUUUCUGGAUGGCAUAUAGAAUAAUAUUUAUGUUUACAUGUAACUUUUUUAAACUUACAAAUCAGGAUUACGUACUUAAGAAUUUCACUAAGAAACUCCAAGGUUCUUAAAAUUGCCAGCGUAAAAAUAAAAAUAAAUAACAUUUCAGAAGAGCACAAUAUGCACAAAACAUUUUUCAAAAUUAAAAUAUUUUCCUGGGCAUUAAAAACCUUUACUAUUGGCUAAUUAUUAUUACUAAUUAAAAUACACAUAUUUUCUGGAGUUAAAUGUUAUUACAAAUACCUUAAUUUUCAGCAAUUGUUUUGCACUUUCAAAUAGAUUGUAAAUAGUUCAUUCAAUCAAUGUUAUAGUUAUUUAUUUGCUACAUAAUAGAUGUUGUGCCAAAUAAUUACUUUUUAUUUAUUUAGUAUGUAAUUUUUGAGUACAUUUUUUCCUCUUAGGAAAUUAGUCUACAUUUAAUGCAUAGGGAUUGUAUGUAUGUAUAUCUCCUGUAAAUACCAGCUAGUAUCUUCAUUAAAUAUAAUUGUUGACAAGAA